AUGGAAAAUCUACACACGCCGACAGUGCCCUCAGGGGAAACCACUGCUCCUGUCACGAAUGGCCAUGCGGGGCAUCUAAGCUUUGCAGAGUUGCAGCGAAAGAAGGACGAUAUUGAGGCCGAACUCAAGGCUUUAGGAGGGGUGCUCGACUCGAUUCAAGAUUCGACCACUGACAGCGUGACAGUCCGGACUACACGAGCUCGCAUCAUUCGACUGCGGAAUGACUACACUGCUCUCAUGACCCGGAUUGAGAAAUUCCUCCAUGACCAUUUCGCAAGUCUCGAUGAGAAUGAAGCUGCGCCAGUUGCAAGCUCGAGUAACUCACAGGGCAUCUUGCCAGACUCAGUCUCUACACCGUUAGACCCUCCUUUUGCCAAGAUCAACACCGUGGCUGCAGGAAGUCCAGCAGAAUCUGCCGGUCUGAAACCUGGAGAUGAAAUCCGGAACUUCGGAUAUGUGAAUCGAGCCAACCACGACAACCUCAGAAAGGUGGCAGAGUGUGUCCAGGGUAACGAAGGGAACAACCUCUUCAUCAAAGUAUCGAGGCCAGAUGGUGUGGCCGAGCGGCAAGAGUUGCGACUGACGUUGACUCCAAGAAAGGACUGGGGUGGGCGAGGAUUGUUGGGCUGCCAUAUCUUGCCCCUAUAA
Molecule: messenger RNA, 648 nt
Organism: Fusarium musae
Lineage: Eukaryota; Fungi; Ascomycota; Sordariomycetes; Hypocreales; Nectriaceae
Exons: 3
Coding region: 1-648 (215 amino acids)
Biological process (GO): proteasome regulatory particle assembly
Cellular component (GO): nucleus; cytoplasm
Molecular function (GO): protein binding
Source: RefSeq, a predicted model, not a curated record